Molecule: messenger RNA, 1551 nt
Organism: Aplosporella prunicola CBS 121167
Lineage: Eukaryota; Fungi; Ascomycota; Dothideomycetes; Botryosphaeriales; Aplosporellaceae
Exons: 3
Coding region: 1-1551 (516 amino acids)
Molecular function (GO): heme binding; steroid hydroxylase activity; oxidoreductase activity, acting on paired donors, with incorporation or reduction of molecular oxygen
Source: RefSeq, a predicted model, not a curated record
AUGGCCUAUCCGUGGAUCAAGAGUUUAUGGUUGUUUCUUCUAGGCAUCUUAACUCUCUUUCUAUGGAGGAUAUGGGCCUUCACAAUUUCACCAUAUUUAAACCCCGAGAGACCCAGAGAGGCUCCAUAUUGGAUCCCUUUCAUCGGACAUUCGUUCUCAUUUUUCUGGAACAGGGACAAGACAAUUGAAGCUGGCCUGAAUACGUUCGGAAGAACGCAUGAGCCUUUCGCUCUUCGCAUUUUCUGCGAACGGAUGUACAUUAUCAGCUCCCCGGCCGAUACCGUCACCAUAUACAGGAAUUCCGCUGCCUUUUCUUGGGACGAAUAUAUGAAUCUUCUCCUUCAGGCGUUCGGUAUCACUGGAAGAUCUUUGGAGCUCGCAUGGCAUAACCCCCGGCCAGAUGCCAUGGGCUUUAAACCAAAUCCACUCAACCCUCAAAACAAGAACCUCAUCCAUCUUACCGAGGACUUCUACAAAGCGCAAUUACUUCCAGGUGACAAACUUGACCACCUCACCAGCCGGUACAUUGACGUGAUCGACCACACUUUCCACUGGAAAAACUUUUCUGGUAAAUACGUCCUGGAAGAAGGAGCAGCUUACAAGAGAAUAUCUCUGAAGUUAUUCGUUCGGAUGGUCAUGACUGAAACCGUCACAAGGGCUAUGCUUGGAGAAAUAAUGUUCAGCUUUGAACCGGAUCUAGUAAACCACCUAAUGGUCCUUCAUGACUACUCCUGGGCGGUUGUCUUCAACCUUCCAAAGGUUCUUUUUCCAAAACUUGGUCCUGCUCUUGGAAACCUUUCCAAGGCCAUUAGGUCAUACCUAAACACCUCCGAAUUAGACAGGGAGGACGAAUGCUGGGCUAUCCGUUCCAUUCUCAAAUCCCAAGAGAUUACUGGCAUGGACGAAGACAGCCGAGUCGCCAUGUUCAUCAUGAUAUGGUGGGCUGCUCACAGCAACACGGUGAACGCCUGCUUCUGGAUCUUUUCGUACCUUCUUUUUAAUCCAGGAUUACUAGAGUCGAUCCGAGAAGAGACUACUCCAGCAUUCAAGGACGGAAGACUAGACAGCUCAUAUCUCGCUAACGAAUGUCCACUCCUGGACUCGGUCUGGUCUGAAGUACUUCGGCUCGUGAAUGGCGCUAUGAGUGUGCGCAAAGUCGUCACUUCCACGAAAGUUUCAGGAAAGAUAUUGGAAAGCGGUAACACCGUGAUGAUUCCUUUCAGGCAACUGCAUUAUAAUACGAAUGUUUGGGGCAGCGCAUGUUUUGACUUCGAUCCUGAGCGCUUCAUAAGGGAACCUAAGUUGCAGAGUCACCCUUCAUACCGGCCUUUUGGCGGUGGCAUCAGCUACUGCCCUGGAAAAAGCUUGGCUAAAAGCGAAGUAUGUGGAUUCGUUGCGAGUCUUCUGCAGCGGUUUGAUAUUUCCUUAUUUACACGACCGGGAGAGCCGCCACAGGUAUUUCCCAAGCUGGAUGAUACGAGACCCUCGACUGGUACAACUGGUCCCAUGGAUGAUAUGGAUUUGGUCUUUGAUUUGGUUCCAAGACGAUGA